Molecule: messenger RNA, 414 nt
Organism: Gordionus sp. m RMFG-2023
Lineage: Eukaryota; Metazoa; Nematomorpha; Gordioida; Chordodea; Parachordodidae
Exons: 1
Coding region: 1-414 (137 amino acids)
Source: RefSeq, a predicted model, not a curated record
AUGGUGAUAGGAGGAGAUGAAGCAGAGAGCAUUGAUAUAAAUGAAUGGCAGAUAUCGGCAAUUGAAAGCUGCAAAAAUUUGGGCUCUACUAUACAAACAAACGGCCUAAUAGAGAAAGAGAUAAAGAGUAAAAUUAAUCAAGGGUGCUUAAAGUGGAGAUCUUUAUCUGGAGUGCUCCUUGACAAAAGAAUCCCAGACAAAUUGAAGAGAAAAAUUUACAUUUUCAUAGUAAAAACAACUAUUUUAUAUAGUUCAGAAACAUGGUCAACAAAAGAAUUAGACGAGAGAAGUCUACAAACUAUGGAGAUGAGAAUGUUGAGGAUGAUUGCUGGGGUAACAAGAAAUGAUAAGGUGCGAAGUACAAGAAUAUUUGGAAGUUUAAAGGAAGUGAAGUGCCCAUUAAGACUAAGAUAA